Messenger RNA from Babesia microti strain RI, 1554 nucleotides. RefSeq names its product ATP-dependent RNA helicase DRS1. Gene Ontology annotation, molecular function: ATP binding; nucleic acid binding. Lineage: Eukaryota; Apicomplexa; Aconoidasida; Piroplasmida; Babesiidae. Gene Ontology annotation, cellular component: nucleus. The transcript has 7 exons. Bases 1 to 1554 code for a protein of 517 amino acids. The record is from RefSeq and is a predicted model, not a curated record.
AUGAGCAACAAUACUACUAUUCCCUUGUGGAUAAAGAGAAUAUGCAAUAUAGACAACUACCAUGAUCAUUCCAUUAGAAAAGUAUCGCUCGAAUCUAAUACUAUAUGCUCAAAUGGCGACUCUCAAGUUUUAGUCACAUCUAACGGUCUUAAUUUUAGUCUAAAUGAGCAUCUACUUGAAUGUCUAAGCAAAAAAUUCCAUAGGCUCUUUCCUAUACAAAGAGCAGUUAUCCCUCACUUGUCGUUCGACUUAAAUGACCAAUACUCGCCCUUAAAAUCUGAUAUAGUCGUAUGGGCACCGACUGGCCAAGGCAAGACACUUUGCUAUGUAAUCCCUAUACUUAACUCUCUCUCCAAGCACAAGUUGAACAUACAUUCAGUCAAUUCAAUCAUUGUAACACCCUCUCGUGAAUUGGCACAUCAAGUACACUCCAUAUUUGAUAAGUUCAUUCCUCCAAUUGACACGGGGUCUUUUCUAUCUAAAGUUAAGAUCACUAGUUGCGUUGGAAAACUAAUGAUGAAAAAAUUUGAAAAGAAGACAAAAUCCAACUGCCCAGAUGUGCUAAUAAGUACCUUUGGUAUGUUGGACAUUUUUAGCAAAUACUUUACCAAUAUUCAAGAUUCAAUGUUUCAUUCUGUGAAGUGGAUAAUCGUUGAUGAGAUAGAUGCAAUUAUAAACCGAGAUACUCUGGACUGUAUACUGUUCUUAAAUGCCAUAUCUAAUCAGUACAACACUAAGAAGAUUAAUGAUGUCAAUUGUACGAAGGAGGGCGGGCAAAAAGUUUUUCUAAGCGCUACACUAUCGCUUACUUCUGAUUUAGUUUCCCACUUUCAUUUGAAAAACCCGAUUCUAUUCACCUCAUUGUCUUCAAAUUUGAGAUUAUCGCCCAAUUUACAGCAAUAUUAUAUCCAUUCAAAUGUAAAAAAUAGAUCUAAACGCUUAUUGGAAUUUCUACAUAGCUAUAUAUUCAAUUCUAAUAAGAAACAUUAUAAAUUGUUGAUAUUCUCUAAUACUGUCCAAUUAUCACAUAUAGUAUCCAGAUUACUCCAAUUAUAUAAUAAAUUGUUCUUGAAAAAAGCCAAAUUCAAGGUACUAGAAUUUACCCGAAAUUUGACGGCAGAAUCUAGGGAUAAACUAUUCAAGAGGUUUAGGAACAAAAAACGCGCUUGCUUAAUAUGCAGUGACGUUAUAUCAAGGGGUAUCGAUGUUUCAGAUGUGAAUUGUGUAAUAAACUAUGGCAAACCUAAAGAUAUCGAAACAUAUAUACAUCGAGUUGGUAGAACUGCAAGGGUCCAAUGUGAGGGAAUUGCGGUAACAAUCGCCUCAAAGGAUAGCAUUGACAAUAUCAAUACCCAAUUGCUGUCUAGAAAUUGCGAGCUUAAGCAAUACUAUUUGAGUACUAAUUUUGAUGAAAUAUUCAGCUCAAGCAAAUAUUCAAGGCUAAUGAGUAUACUAAAUAAAUGCUUAGAAUAUGAAUCCGCAGGGAAACUCAAGCUGGAUGAUAAAAUUAACAGUGACAUUUACGAGCAGAUAGCGAAUCAGGAGUCGGAUUGA